AUGUCUGUUUCAGAAAAUCAAAACAAAAUAUGUCGAAGAACAGUUGAACUUCUCACAAGCUCCCCCCCAUUGCCUCCGUCCAGUGCGGGAGGGGGCGAGAAAGCCGCGGCUCCAGCGGGCUCCUUUCCAGAGCGUUUUCUGGGUGGUUCUCCGCACACGCCGGCCGCCCCAGCUCAGAGAGGCUGCGAGAUUGUACUAUCUAUGGCUGCCAUGAAAGCCUCCAACUAUGGUGACCAUUUCAGGCCAGAAAAAUUAAAAGAAUGGCCAGACCCGAUGGCAGUUUCUUUAAUGGAGGCAUUAGCUAGAGAAGACAUUGAUGAAGCUGUACAUGUAAUAUUACUUAGAGAAAAUUAUGUUGUGAAGCGAUUAGAUACAUAUUUCCAGCAUCUGGAUACUUUUAAGGAAAGAAGAAGAGAAAUAUUACAUAAAAAAUGGACUGAAAAUGUCGCACAGCCUCUUCAGCAGAGAAUUAUGGAAAAAGUAAUUUCAUAUAGAGGGCAGAAAAAAACAAAACAAGAGGAUUUUGAAUAUGAUUUACAGCACGCAAAUAAAACGGAAACUGUACUUGGAAAUCAUUAUGAUCUUGAAGUACAUAAUCCUUUUUAUAUAAGGAAAAAGGACUCAAAAUAUGGAAAGAUAGAGUGGGUUUCGGUCCCACCAUUUUUUGGUCCUCUGUUUCGAAGACAGCAAGAGGCAGAUGAAAAGAAAAGAGCUAUUCUUCAAUGUGAGACAGGAAAACAGUGUUCCAUAAAAGAAUUCAAAGAAAUAGAGAAGGCCAGGCUGCAUGCUAACUUGCCCCAGUUCACUUUUGCUCUACACAGUGUAAUUCCAAAAGAAAGGAGGAAAGCUUCUGCAAGGUCCAUGAGAAGUAAAGUUCAUAGUGCAUGCAGACCUGAAAAGCUAACCUGUGUAGAAAAGAAACAUCUGUCUCAUAAAGAGAAACAGACCACUGACCUAAGUCAGACUGCUUUUGAAAAGCAGUUUCAUUUAUCGAAGCUCAAUCAGGAGAAUAAAAGGGAUGAGAAGAAGGGACUGGUUUUAGAAGCCAGAUCGCACAGACCCCGCUCCUGGGCAGCUGGGGAAAGCCGUCAUCGAGGAGGUGUGCAACAUGUGGAAAGAAGAGUCAUGACAGCAGAGGUCCUGGCAAAGCACCUGGCCUCACUGCAGAUGGGGGCCAGGCAGGGCUGGCACGAGAUGUGA
Orycteropus afer afer is the source of this 1200-nucleotide messenger RNA. RefSeq names its product family with sequence similarity 228 member A (gene FAM228A). Bases 1 to 1200 code for a protein of 399 amino acids. NCBI's taxonomy places the organism in Eukaryota, Metazoa, Chordata, Mammalia, Tubulidentata, Orycteropodidae. The record is from RefSeq and is a predicted model, not a curated record. The transcript has 9 exons.